Messenger RNA from Closterium sp. Yama58-4, 4617 nucleotides. NCBI's taxonomy places the organism in Eukaryota, Viridiplantae, Streptophyta, Zygnematophyceae, Desmidiales, Closteriaceae. The record is from the annotation of a GenBank genome assembly.
AUGCCGGAGCCAAGCGCCGUGUGGCUAGUGGACAUCAGCAAGACCAUCGAAUCCGCCAUUGGCGCUCUCGCGCGCGCUAACCUCGAUGCUAAGAGCUACAAGGGCAGAGUACAGCUUGUACUCGUUACAGUCACAGCUGGCAUGAGCGGGAGCGCGUCACCAGCGCACGGCAUGGCAGGCAAGAUGUCGUUUGCGCGGCAGCUGCAGGCACAGGCGACGCAGGCAGAGGAGGGGGAGUGCUACCCCACCCCCGGCCUCAAGCAGAGUGCUGCGGACCUUGCCUCGCCCUCGGCACGCCCAGCCAUCACGAUGCACACAGAGGCAGCAGAGGCGUGGGAGCGCGGGCUGUGCAUCGCAGCAGUCAAGUUCAAGGCACAGCGCCUCUACAUCAGCAACACGCCGCCGCCUAAGAAGGCCAGUCGUCGCCUGUUCCGCAAGCAAGAACCCACACCAAUCAUGGACUUCCCUCUGGACCUGCUCCCCUCCACCUGCACUCUCCUCAUCCCCAAGGCUGACAAGCUCAUCACACUCCAGGGCCACCUUAACGCAUCCGCACCGUCCAUCGAGACCCUCCUCCUGAUCAACGGCCUCGGUGCGCCCUCAGCACUCCACAGCUUCAACGGCAGCAGAGGUCCGUCGCCUUCCCGCAAGGGCCUGCCGCCGCUCUCCCCUCGCGGUUUCACCCCGCGCCUCUUCUCCCCUCGUACAGCCUCCCCCACUGAUACUACUACUGACCCCCAGCCAGGAAACCCCCACCACCAGGCACUUUCUUCCCUCCAGGGAAAUUUGAAUUCUCUUCAAGGAAAUUCUCUUCAGGGAGUCUCCCACCGUGCGGAGGUGUAUCGGCCGGGAUUGCCACCGUCGCCGCCAGCUGUCUGCUCCCCGUCCACUGCAGCAGCCGUGGCGUAUACUGCCGCACUCGCAUCCGGCUCAACGGCAGCUGCAGCUGCUGCUGCAGCACCGCUGGGCAGUUCAUCCCUAUCCCCAUCCAGAACCGCAGCAGGGGCAGCGGCAGGGGCCGCAGGGGUGAGUGGUGUUGACCCGUGCGUGCAGCCACCGUCCCCGCGCAUCCACUUCCGCCCGUUCAACGUGUCGGCGUCGUUUGCCUCGCGCUCCAUCAAGCGCCGCAUCCCCUCCGCCUCCCUGCGCGCUGCCUUUGUGCGCCACAUGCUCAGCCCCAGCGCCGCCCGCCGCGGCAGGGCAGCGGGCGCUGACGGGUUGGAUAGCGACGAUAGCAGCGGCAGCUUCGGCAGCGGAGGCGGCAGCACCCACUUCUUUAACCGCGCUAGAGGGUUCUCCCUCAGUGGCCACUUUGGGAGCCACAGCGCGGGUGGUGCUGGUGGUGCCGCUGGCGCUGCUGCUGCUGCUGCUGCUGGUGCUGGUGGUGGGGAGUUGCUGCGGGCGCGGCUGCAGAGGCAGAACUCCUUCUCCAAUCUCGAGGCACUCAUGGCUGCUGGCACCUGCUCCGGCACUUUUGCUGUUGGCUCCGGCGCUCCCCUGCUCGGCACGGGCGCCUACGGUGAUGCUGAUUUCAGCACGACUGCUGCUGCUGCUGCUGCUGCUGCCGCCGCUGCUGCUGCUGCUGCCGCCGCUGCUGCUGCUGCUGCCGGUGGUGCUGGUGCAGGUGGGUUGAGUGGGGGUUCGUUGGCGGACGCGGUGCAGAGGGCGGCAAGGGCAGGGGCGAUGGCGGGGAGGGGCCGCAGCAUGAUCCCACAGUCAGAGCCGCUGUGCCUGGGCAUGUCGGCUGCUGUUCUCAUGGAUGACUCAGAUGAUGAGGACGAGGAGGAGGAGGAUAGAGGGAGCGAGAGGGGCAGCGAGAGAGGGAGCGAGAGUGGCAGUGAACGGGGAGGGAGUGAGAAGGCGGGGAGGCUUGGACUACCGUUGAAUCUGCGCUCCCGGCCACCAACGCCCCCCAAGUCCCCUGUGGCUCACUCCAUGGCCAGCUGCUCUGUCAGCAGCGCUGCGAGCAUUCCUGAGCUGGAGGAGGAGGAGGAGGAGGACGAGGAGGAGGAGGUGGGGAAGGAGGUUCUGCCUCCCUCCAACCCGCCAGCCACACCACCCCGGCGUCACAGUGCCUCCCGCGCAUUCCCCAACCGCCCCUCUCCACCAUCUGCCCUCUCUGCCCUCCCCAAUUCGCCGCCCAGCCCUGCUUCCUCCAAAUCGCCUCUCCCUCAGGCACCCAUAGCCCUUCUCAUCCCCAGCAACUCUCUCGAGACUCUUCAGACAGCCACCAGCAGCCCUCAGUUAUCCCUCUCACCGUCCAGCCCCCAUGACCCUUUGCAAGCUCCCACCACUCCUCGCUUGCCCAAAUCACCUGGUAGUUCUCACUUCGCUGACUCUCCCGCCCAAGCACCCAACAUGCCUCGCCUGCCCAAGGCGUUUUCCAACCCCAGCCCGCCCAAAACCCCACCUGGUCUUGGCCUGACCAAGUCUUCUUCCGUCUCGGCUCUUUCCCAGCUGCCCUCCAGCCCUAAGGGUGUGUUGCGUGCAGCACACAUGCCCUCCACCCCUCAGGGUGUGUUGGGGGGAGCGCACAUGCCAUGCACCCCUGAGGCCAUGCAGUUGCCCUCCACGCCUCGGCCUGCACUGGCUCCUCUGUGCGGUGACUUUUCUCCUCAGGACUCACUUCCGGACUCGCUUCAGGACUCCGCUGCAGCUAGGGAGAGGGAAAGAGAGAGGGUGAGGGGGGAGGAGGAGCAAGAGGAGGGCAUCACGUUUGUCACUGGCGAGUUCUCAACCAAGUAUUCCUCCUCCAGCAGCCUCUCAGCCUGGUCGCCUGCCCGUUCCGAGGCUAGCAGCGCCUCUCACCUCUUCCGAACCGAAUCCCGAACCUCCACCGAGUCCUCCCGACCCUCCACCGAUUGCCGACCCUCUUCCGAGUGCCGGACCUUCUCCCGAGCCGAGAUCCUCCAGGCCACCGACCACUUCUCCCCGAAAACCAUCCUCACUAAAACCGUCCUCGGUACUCUCCACAAGGGCACGCUCUUCGGCUCCACCGUCGCAAUCAAACGCCUCGAGCACGCAGGCUCCUGCGAGGAGGAGGAUUUCCAGAGAGAAGUGAGCAUACUGUCCAAAGUUCGCCACCCACACGUGGCCCUCAUGAUGGGGCAGUGCCCUGAGGAGCGCUGCAUAGUCUACGAGCAUCUCCCAGGAGGCUCCCUCCUCGAACGCCUCGCCAAAACCCCCGGCACCAAGCCGUGGGCGCCGCUGACGUGGCACGACCGGAUCCGCGUGUCGUGCGAGCUGGCAGCAGCCCUGGUGUUCCUGCACUGCCACGACCCGCCCAUCGUCCACGGGGACCUCCGACCGGAAAAUAUCCUUCUGGACCGGAACAAACGCAGCAAAGUGGGCGAUGUGGGGAUUGCUCAGUUUGUCGGGCAAGGCGAGGUGCUGCCGGAAACGUGGCGUCUGUCUGGAUCUGUCGGGUACAUAGACCCUUCGGAGAUGCAGACAGGCGAGGUGACGGGGAAGAGCGAUGUGUACGCGCUCGGGCUGAUAAUCCUGCAGCUGCUGCUCGGGCAGCCGAAUAUUCGCGCGCUACACAAGCAGCUGAUGCCGUUCAAGCGGGCGGGCGGGGCAGUGGAGGCAGCGGUUGAGGAGUUCAUGUGCUGCUUGGAUCCUGCGGCUGGGAUUUGGCCGCGGAAGGUGGCUGAGAGGAUGCUGGCGAUGGCGCUGCUGUGCGUGCUGAACGAUGCUGAGGCUCGGCCGGACUUCGUGGGGUGUGUGUUUCCGGAGCUGAGGCAUGUGGGGCAGUGGGCGGAGGCGGAGAGGAAGAGGCGGUGCCCGGGGCAGGAGGAGAAGCUCAUGUGCCCGCUGAGCAAGACUCGAAUGCAGGACCCUGUGAUUGCUGCUGAUGGCUACACGUAUGAGAGGAGCAUGGCUGGAGAGGCGGAAGUUUCUGACGUGGCAUCAGGAGUUCCUGAAUUUGUGAGCUUGCCGAAAGGCAUGGCGGUCGCUCGGCGCGCAACGGUGCAUCCAUCCGGCAUCGCCCAGGAAUGCAGCACCACUUACCCAAUGCUUGAAUCCCAUUUGAAGAAGAGCGGAGCGGAGAGGGACGGCCGUUCGUAUUGCAUCUACUACUUCUUCACGCCUCUCCUCACUCGCAUGGAGCUCGGCAUUCCCUUCAAGCUCUCCUCGCCGGACAAGACAGUUCCUGAAGAUCCUGCAAACGGCAUCAUAGUGGUGGACCGUCCUGACGUACAGGCAGCAGCCAUGUGGCACAUUGGCCCGUACCAGAAACUGGGGGACACUUACAAGGCUCUUUGUGAAUGGAUUCGCUCACAGGGAAAGUACCCAGGCAGCCUCAUGUUUGAAGAGUACUACACCAAUCCAAUGGAAGAAAAGGACCCUGCUAACACCACCUUCCCAAUGCUCGAGUCGCAUUUAGAGAAGUGCGGAGCAGAGAAGGACGGCCGUCCUUAUUCCAUCUACUACUUCUUCACGCCUCUCCUCACCCGCGUGGAGUGUGGGAUUCCCUUCAAGCUCUCUUCGCCCGACAAAACAGUGCCGGACGACCCUGCAAACGGCAUCAUUGUGGUGACGCAUCCUGAAGUAAAGGCAGCAGCCAUGUGGCACAUUGGGCCGUUUGAGAAAUUGGGGGAUGCGUACUCUCUAUGA